Messenger RNA from Rhipicephalus sanguineus (brown dog tick), 1833 nucleotides. RefSeq names its product beta-1,4-N-acetylgalactosaminyltransferase bre-4. Gene Ontology annotation, molecular function: N-acetyl-beta-glucosaminyl-derivative 4-beta-N-acetylgalactosaminyltransferase activity. The record is from RefSeq and is a predicted model, not a curated record. The transcript is spliced from 8 exons. Bases 288 to 1397 code for a protein of 369 amino acids. NCBI's taxonomy places the organism in Eukaryota, Metazoa, Arthropoda, Arachnida, Ixodida, Ixodidae. Gene Ontology annotation, biological process: carbohydrate metabolic process; glycosphingolipid biosynthetic process.
GCACAAAGAGUGCUUCGACGACACGCCGCCUUUUUCGUUUUUGCGUGCUGUUUCCAUCGAGGCUGCACCUCGUCAACAUCUGGGAUUCACAACCUGCACAGUAAAGUGUCUAAAUAUUGUUCACGCUUUCUAUGACGGGGUAUGUAAGAGAGCCUCACCACGCAGCGGCUGUGUCGGUGUCAUUUACGGUGAAGCAUUUCGCAGUUUGUUCAUAAGCAACGAAAAGCAUGUACGACUUCAACUGUUCGGUAUAGUAUGUCAUUCUUUGAUUUGCGUGUAAACUAAAGAUGUUGCCAGCGGUAAGUAAAAAAAGCGACAUGGUGGAGAGCGGCCGAUGGAUCUCACGUGUAGCACAGCCGUUGGCGCGAAGCCGCCCCUUCAGAUUCAUCGUGGUGACAGCAGUAGUGGUAGCCCUGAUCCACUGGUGCUUCGACAUGGAUGACCUGAAGGAGACAGUGAAGAUCGCUUCGCUUCGACUUCGUUGGCAUUCGGAGACCAUCAACUCUAGUGAACAAGGCACGGAAAUGCCCCCUAUCCGCAACGGUGUUCCCGAGGAUGUUAUGAAAGAUAGCAAGCGAGCAAAAGCGUCCGCAGAGAAUUCUUGUCCUUUAAUACCCCCGAAAUUAGUCGGAGACAUCCCCGUAAAGAUGGACGUACCCUCCCUUGAGGCUGUAGAGGAUGAAUUCCCGGAUGUAAUGCCAGGAGGCCGCUUCCAGCCAAAAGAGUGCACUUCAAGACACAGGGUCGCCAUACUCGUUCCCUACAGGAAUCGCACCGAGCACCUUAAGAUAUUCGCGUACAACAUUCACAAGGUCCUCUCUCGGCAACAGAUCGACUACGGCGUCUUCGUCAUUGAACAGGGUGACAGCGCUGGCUUUAACCGAGCGAAACUCUUCAACAUCGGCUACGUUGAAGCGACGGCCCUGUACGACUACCAGUGCUUCGUGUUCCACGACGUCGACAUGGUUCCUGUUGACGACAGAAAUGUGUACACCUGUCCGGAACAACCUCGACAUAUGUCCGUCAACGUCAACAACAAAUCCGCGGUUUACUACAAUUACUUUUUCGGCGGAGUAAGUGCAGUGACUAAGGAACAGAUGUUGCGCGUCAACGGGUACUCCAACAAGUACUGGGGAUGGGGAGCUGAAGACGACGACAUGUCUUACAGGCUGCAAAAAUAUGGCUACAAGAUUUUUAGGCGUCCACAGACAGUGGCGAGGUACGCUACCCUGGCCCACGUGAAAAGCAAGCCGAGCGAUCAAAGGAUGGGUCUCCUCAAAAACUGGGCCAGCCGCAUCACCACGGAUGGCCUAAACAGCCUCAAGUACAAACGCUUGGACAUGAAAUUUAACAAGCUCUACACGUGGAUACUGGCUGACCUACGAGAGCCAAAAUGACACGCAAGUGUGGCCGUGCCAAUCGACACAGAGUUGAGACCACGUCUUCGUGCAGAUGCGCAUGUAGAAAAGGCCACGCGCUUUAGUGUUAUUGUGCCAAAGACGCAUACUCGAUCGGCGUGUGCGACGCAACGUGUUUCACAAUAUUAUGGCAAUUUCGAGCAGGUUACAAAUAUUGAUAAACACACACAAACUUAUACUGUUCUUUGGACAACGUCUUCUUUAAAGUGAUGUGCUCGACGCAGUUCGCUCAAAGUGAUGUGCGCAGAGAGAUCGACGGUGUUUUGUGUGUGAAAACCAUUGGAAGGCUUCCCGAGCAUACACAAGAAAGCGUCAUGUUCUGGAACAUCAGCGGAUCACAAGCUCAAACUGUGUACGUUAUGUGAUGUGGUUUCCCAUUCUUUUGUUCACGAGCGGUAUUCGGAAAGAAUGUGUU